Molecule: messenger RNA, 1545 nt
Organism: Eimeria mitis
Lineage: Eukaryota; Apicomplexa; Conoidasida; Eucoccidiorida; Eimeriidae
Exons: 1
Coding region: 1-1545 (514 amino acids)
Source: RefSeq, a predicted model, not a curated record
AUGAAGCCUACCGGGAAGCAGCAGAAGCAGCAGCAGCCGCAACAGCAGAAGCAGCAGCAGAAGCAGCAGCAGAAGCAGCCGCCGCAGCAGAAGCAGCCGCCGCAGCAGAAGCAGCCGCCGCAGCAGAAGCAGCCGCCACAGCAGAAGCAGCCGCCGCAGCAGAAGCAGCCGCCGCAGCAGAAGCAGCAGCAGCAGCAGCAGCAGCAGAAGCAGCAGCAGCAGCAGAAGCAGCAGCAGCCGCAGCAGCAGCAGCAGAAGCAUCCGAAGCAACCGCCGAAGCAUCCACAAGAGCAUCCAUACCUGCAGCAACAGAAGCAACAGAAACAGCAGCAGCAGCUGCUGCAGUAUAAGUAUCCGCCGCCACCGCCGCCGCCGCCGCCGCCGCCGCCGCCCCCGCCACCGCCGCCCCCGCCACCGCCGCCGCCGCUGCCGCCGCAGCAGCAGCAGCAGCAGCAGCAGCAGCAGCAGAAGCAGCAGACGCAUCCGCAACGGAAGCACCAUUCCCGCACAUCCCAGCAGCACGCCCGCGGCCGGACAGCAAAUUCAUGUCCCCCUGGUACUCGAGCAGCAGCAGCAGCAGCAGAAGCAUCGCCUGCUGCAGCAGCAAGUGAAGCAUCGCCUGCUGCAGCAGCAAGUGAAGCAUCUCCUGCUGCAGCAGCAGCAGCAGGUGAAGCAUCGCGUGCUGCUGCUGCUAGCAGCAAACGCGCACCCUACUAUCUAAGAGUGCGGCAGCGUGCUGCUGAUCCUCGAUACAAAGCCUUUCGUGGUCUCUGUGCUGCUCUGGGGUUUAUGGCGGGUGCUUUGCUAGAAGAGAAUGCAGGCAGCAGCAGAAGCAACAGCAGCAACAGCAGCAACAGCAGCAACAGCAGCAGCAGCAGCUCAGAAGCAGCAGAACCCAGCCCCACAAAUACGGACUCCCCAAGCAGCAACUGCAGCAACUGCGGUAACGAUUGCUCCCGCAGCAACUGCAGCAGCUGCAGCAGCAGCAGCUGCAACAGUAGCAGCAGCAGCAGCAGCAGCAGCAGCAGCAGCAGUAGUAGCGAAAUUGCUGAGGCUAGGAGCCCAGGGGGAGCCGCUGAUGCUUCCGUGCUGCCUGCAGCAGACGUUGAACCUCCUGGAGAUAGCAGCAGCAGCAGCACCGGUGGCAGCAGCAGCAGCGCUGGUAGCAGCAGCAGCAGCACUGGUAGCAGCAGCAGCAGCACAGAUAGCAGCAGCAGCAGCACCGAUAGCAGCAGCAGCAGCACCGAUAGCAACAGCAGCAGCACGGAUAGCAGCAGCAGCAGCAGCAGCAGCAGCAGCAAUAACAAUAGCAGUAGCAGCAACAGCAACAGCAACAAGACCAGCAGCAGCAGGAACAGCAACAGCAGCGGUGUGGUGGACGUACACUGCGUCGCUGCGAAACCCAGAAGAAAUAUAUCAGGAGCGGAUAGAAGCUGCAGCAGAGAAAGCCUUAGGGGCCCCGAGGGGCCCCCCGGCAUCAGCAGCUCCGAGGGGCCCUCUUGGGUUUCAGGGAGCCUCGCUGCUGCUGAUGUCUCCAACCCGUAG